AUGGGAAACAGGCUUGACCUUUUGGCGCAAUUAGACGGUGUGACUAUCCAACUAUUAAAAUCCCGUGCGCCCAAAGUCUCUGCUCGGGACUUGAAUUUCUUGAAGGAACGAAUGUCAAAGGAAGAAUUGUUCCCUGAUGUUGAAGAUGCUCAGGACCGCUCUGAAAUUUGGGACCGAUUACAAGAGAUUCAGUACCCCAUACCGACGCUGGAGACAUUCUUUAAAGACAGGCUCACCCUGGAGGUCGGCCGGAGUGUGCUACAGCAACUCUACAUUCCUGAUCCCCAUCGGAAGAUAACUAUCGACGAAGGACUAGGGGAACAAUAUUACACUAGUGUCCCUGUCAUGACUUCAAAUCGUCAGCAUGGAAUACGGGGGGAUCUUUAUGAUUUCUGGCGUUUCAGCUUCCAGUACGGAUUCGAAAUGACGGAUCACAACCGCCGCGUGCCGCGGACAAAACCUGGCACGCAACGCGCGGCAACACCCGCUGAAGGACUUAACAUGCCUGAACGAUGGAAUCUUUGGCAACACCUCUUUCGGCUUGCCAGGGAAAAAGGUUUUAGCACCCCUUUUGUGGAUGGACUCCAGGCUGAGCCAGUUGAAUUACCUCGCCUCACGCCAUGUGACUAUCCCGCAAGUGCGGACGAAGAUCUGCCGGUGGAAAGACGAUAUGGAAAGCCAUAUACGGACUCAGUGGAGGCAGAUCAGUUUGCACUUUCGCGGGAGGUAUUAGAACUGCCUUGGAGCUCUCCCCGAGUUACUGCAGGAUUUGCUAGGCGAUCGGUGUUUUUGGCAUAUUUCCGCUAUCUCAAAGAUGUUCCUGACAGUCAAUUCGUUCCCCCAGUUGAAACCGACGAUACACUUCCUCAAGAAUCUUCUCCCUGGAAUCCGAACUUUGACGACAUGAUUCAAAAUACAAUCAUUCCACCAGAAGAAAAUGAAGCAACUGUGUUCCCCGUCUUUUCUACUCCGCAGUUUGAUCCCACAUUGGUUACUGCGGCUACGGAGAUUCAGCCACCGAGCUGCUUCAACAUGAAAUUUAUCAUCCCUGGAGAGCCCGAUAAAGUCGUACAGCUACCAAAUAUUCAAUCUGCUUUGAAUAAAUUCUUUGAGGGUUUCUCAAGAAAUCAUUUCUAUAUAUAUUCUCCCAAUAAUCCAACACGGGGAAUCAAUGGGAGAGAUUGCUAUUCGCUGUACCUAGGAAACCAGUUCCUACUCUUGCACGCCGAGUAUAUAGGCGAUGAUGUUUCUCAAACGGUAUUCCACGGGUCGACUGAACGAGAGGAAGGAAGAAGGAGCAAGAAACGACGUAUGAACGACCGACAUGAAAUUCUUGGUGCCAAAGAAUGGUUGGACUCGAGCCUCAAGGAGUUGGCCCAAGGAAACCCCGCAUAUCGAGACCAGAUAGAUCUUCCGGGGGAUGAAGAUAAUAUAGAAUAA
Penicillium arizonense is the source of this 1440-nucleotide messenger RNA. RefSeq lists its product as uncharacterized. The transcript has a single exon. The record is from RefSeq and is a predicted model, not a curated record. Bases 1 to 1440 code for a protein of 479 amino acids. Lineage: Eukaryota; Fungi; Ascomycota; Eurotiomycetes; Eurotiales; Aspergillaceae.